AUGACUGUCCCAUCUAGAGCAGCUGCUAGCGCCAUCUCGCGCAGUUACCCCAAAAGCCUCCCCAUCCUGGUCGUAGGCACGUCCGUUCUUGCUGUUGGCGCCUACGUCAAAUCCCAGUUGGACACUCAGUCCGACAAUAUGGAUCGCUUCUUCUCCACAUACAACACCCCAGAAAGUGAGGCCUCCCGCCGGAAAACCUUUGAAGGCUAUCCCGACACUCGAACAAACGUGCUCAACAUGCUGGGACGGAAAUAA
Molecule: messenger RNA, 255 nt
Organism: Cordyceps militaris CM01
Lineage: Eukaryota; Fungi; Ascomycota; Sordariomycetes; Hypocreales; Cordycipitaceae
Exons: 2
Coding region: 1-255 (84 amino acids)
Source: RefSeq, a predicted model, not a curated record